Messenger RNA from Lachnellula hyalina, 243 nucleotides. RefSeq names its product 60S ribosomal protein (gene RPL29). The transcript is spliced from 2 exons. Gene Ontology annotation, cellular component: ribosome; cytosolic large ribosomal subunit. The annotation marks the transcript as partial. Gene Ontology annotation, biological process: cytoplasmic translation. The record is from RefSeq and is a predicted model, not a curated record. Gene Ontology annotation, molecular function: structural constituent of ribosome. Lineage: Eukaryota; Fungi; Ascomycota; Leotiomycetes; Helotiales; Lachnaceae.
AGUCCAAGAAUUCCAGUCAACAUAAUCAAAGCAAAAAAGCUCAUCGCAACGGGCAAGCCUUUCCCUAUCCCUCUCGUACAAGGGCUGACAUGUGGUGCUCUCAGUAUCAAGAAGCCAAAGACCUCAAGAUACCCAUCUCUGAAAGGCACCGACCCCAAAUUCCGAAGAAACCACAGACAUGCGCUGCACGGAACAAUGAAGGCCUUGAAGGAGUUGAAGGAGGGCAAGCGGGACACUGCAUGA